AUGGGGUAUUUGUGCGUGACUGUCGGCAACGUGUUUGUCGGUGCAAACGUCGUCCAGCGUGCGCAGCUUGGCGAGAACUACCUUGAGAACAUUGAGGUGGUCGCGGUGAGAGGAUCUAAGAACAUCGGGCUGGUCGCUCGAAUCCUGCAUGAUCAUGGCGCCACCGUGCGGGAAUUUGAUCAUCAGAUACACUCCGAUUCUGCAAUCGCAUCGAGUAUAAGCCUUGCUGACAUAUUUUUGGAUGGUGUCCAAAAGGGUGGAAAAUUGGAAGAAGCCGCAUCAAACAACCAUCGAUUGAUCGUCGCGCAGUGUGAUUGUGAUGAUCCAUUCUCUGCAAUGAGCGCAGUUGCCCGAAUUUCAAUGGCAUUGGCGAAAAGGGAAAUAUCAAAUCAUGGACAGAGGCUGAUUGCAUCGGAUGAGCUGAACUAUUGGAAGAAGCUGAAUCGAUAUGAAAGAAAUUCGAAAUGA
Messenger RNA from Caenorhabditis bovis, 468 nucleotides. NCBI's taxonomy places the organism in Eukaryota, Metazoa, Nematoda, Chromadorea, Rhabditida, Rhabditidae. The record is from the annotation of a GenBank genome assembly.